ACUAGUCUCAAUCUCGAAUGAUUCAUACACAGUUCUGAGUUUCAAUGAUAUUCAUAAUCAUGAACUUGUUGAGAGUUACAACCGUGAUCUUAGCAAGAUAUCACGGAAGCUGUCAUUCUCCACCAAACAAUUCAUUCACAAUAUGAGUCUAAACCGUAUCGGACCCAUGAGAGCUUAUAGAUGUCUUGUAGCUUUAAAAGGAGGGCAUCACAAUGUCAAUGGGACUCCGGUGGAUUUUAAAAACUUUAGCCACCAGUUGCGAAUUUUUAUUGGUGAACGCGACGCACAAGUUUUCCUUGAACGCCUGCGUGAGCGCUUUGACAACCUACCCAACUUCUAUUUUGAUUACACUGUAUCAAAUGGAAAGUUGUCUUCUGUAUUCUGGGCUGAUGAGAUUUCAAAGAUAAACUACAAAGCUUUUGGCGAUGUCCUCGCGUUUGACGCAACUUACAGCACUAACAGGUACAAGAUGGUUUUUGUGCCAUUCACGGGUGUGGAUCAUCAUUUCCAAUGUGUUACAUUUGGGGCGGGUUUGAUAUCAACCGAGUCCAUUGAAUCUUAUGUGUGGUUGCUUAAGGCUUUCUUGAAGGCACACGGUACUCAACCAACUCUCGUGCUGAGUGAUCAAGACCCAUCCAUGCUACAAGCUGUUCCUAUGGUCUUUACCGAAUCACGACACCGUCUAUGCAUGUGGCAUAUAAUGAAAAAACUACCCUCCAAGAUCUCUGCGGACGUUCUCGAUAACACUGAUCUUCGGUCCUGCAUUCACCGGUUGGUUUGGAAUGUUUAUAUCAAACCUGAAACGUUUGAGUCCCGCUGGAAUGACCUCCUACAAACAUUUGGACUUCAAGACCACAGCUGGUUGAAAGACAUGUACAACAUCAAACAUCUUUGGGUACCAGCGUACUUCAGGGAACUGCCCAUGUGUUGCUUAAUGAAUACCACAUUGCGAAAGCUCUAACGCUGCCUUCAAGGUCAACUCAACAAGCGCAAACACCCUUGUACAAUUUAUGAUGUGCUUUGAAAAUAGGGUAGACAGCCAACGAUAUCGGCAACGUGUAUCGGAGUACAAAACCUCAUCCACGAUGUUCACUGGCAAUACUGAUUUAGCGAUAGAACAGCACGCGUUUGCCAUUUACACAAACGCUGUUUUUGCGCAAGUUCAAAAAGAGAUAAUUAAAGGGAAGUUUUUAUGCUACAUCACAAACCAAACCGAGUCCAGCGAUUCCAGUCUUUUGAUAGACGUCACUCAUUUGGAUAAAAGGAACAACAUCACAAAUGUCUAUCAG
This is a messenger RNA of Helianthus annuus (common sunflower), 1289 nucleotides long. Its product is annotated as protein FAR1-RELATED SEQUENCE 5-like. The record is from RefSeq and is a predicted model, not a curated record. The transcript has 3 exons. Lineage: Eukaryota; Viridiplantae; Streptophyta; Magnoliopsida; Asterales; Asteraceae. Bases 143 to 961 code for a protein of 272 amino acids. Gene Ontology annotation, biological process: regulation of DNA-templated transcription.